UUUUUUUUUUCAUUAUUACUCCGAGUUAAGCUCAACAAAACGGAGCCAUAAAAUACAUACAGAAGAUAACUGCUACUUAAGAUAAAUAUGUUUGCUAGGAUAAAUACGAUUAAGUGCCGUAUACACGAAGACGGUGUGGAGAGAAGCAAAAUUCGACAUUACAGACAUAAUUAGUAACGUGGUCCCCCGCGAUUUAUUUAACAGCCUCUCAUCCCUAAUCCCUCGCGGUUUUAAGUCAUAGUACCAGCAGCUCUGGCGUGGCAGAUAAAGCGGCCUCCGCGUCAUUCCCCAACAACGAAAGCGCGAGCGGUACCGCGCACUUUUCUGGGGACGAUGCAGCGAUAAGCGUUCACUCGUGAUAUAAAUCGACACGAUAUAUAACACGCACAUCGAUAUAACGAGCGGGCCAAAGAACGUGCGGCGCGGUGCGGUGCGGUACGGAGCGCGACUUUUUGCCUGUAGUUUACCUCGCGACAGUUUACCAGCACGUUCGCGAUAAAUACGAGCGACUACUGAUUCUCCCGCGGCCGAGGAUCUCUCCUCCCUUUCGUUUCUCUCGUGAAUCAAUUCCGUUCCUCGGUGACGAUGGGCACCACCGUGACGGCGGCGGCGCGCGUCAGCGACGCGACGUCGAAGCCCUUUCUGGUUACCCUGCCGGAUAAGGAAAAGCAGCAUCACGUGUCACAAGUCGAAUCGAAUAAUUCCGUGGCUUCCGACAAAGGAAGGAAGCGCUUUCAGUUUCUAGUCACUCUGUGCGCUGCGCUGGGUGGUAUGCAGGCCGGUAUAACGCUCGGUUGGACGUCGCCGAUUCUGCCAUACCUCACAUCGGCGGAAUCCUUUCUCCCGGAGAAAUUGUCCGAGAAUCAGAUCUCGUGGAUAACAUCCCUGCUGGCGUUGGGCGCCAUCGUGGGCGCCGUACCGGCCGGCAAGAUCGCCGAUCAAAUCGGUCGGAAAUGGACCAUCUUUCUGACGGCUGUGCCAUUCGCCACAUGCUGGAUCACCUUGCUCACGACUGGGAACAUCAUCAGUAUAUACGUCGCUCGAUUCAUCGGUGGCAUCGGCGCCGGGGCGGCCUGCGUCCUCGUGCCAGUUUACGCUGGUGAAAUCGCCCAGGCGUCGAUCCGCGGUGCUCUGGGCGCCUUCUUUCCUCUGCUCUUCUCUUCGGGAAUUAUGUUCUCGUACGUGGCGGGCGCGUACUGUUCCUACGUAGUCUUCAACAUCGCCUGCUGCGCUAUUUUGGUGCCUUUCGUCCUGGGUGUGCCGUUCAUGCCGGAAUCACCAAUGUGGCUGUUGCAGAAAGACCGUAAGGUCCAGGCCACGAAAGUGCUGACGAUCUUGCGUGGAUCGCAUUAUGACAUUACGGGGGAGAUAACCGUUAUCCAGAACGACGUUGACAGGAUGACGAACGCGUCGGGUGGUUUCAAAGAUCUCGUUGGGACCAAGGCUGGGCGUAAGGCUGCCAUCACCUGCAUAGGACUCAUGUUCUUUCAGCAACUAUGUGGCGUAGACGCGAUUCUAUUUUACACGGUCAACAUCUUCCAGGCGGCAAACAGCACGAUCGAUCCUUUCUUGGCGACCAUCGUUAUUGGACUUACCGAAGUAGUAAUGACAAUAUUCGUCGCUACCGUAAUCGACAGAUUCGGCAGAAAGCCGCUCCUGAUAAUAUCCGGCACAUUGAUGACCAUUUGUCUGAGCGUCCUGGGUUACUACUUCAAGCUCAAGGAUGGAGGAAGUGACGUGAGCACCUUCGGCUGGCUCCCACUGACUAGCCUCGCUCUCUUCAACAUUGUCUUCUCGAUCGGUUACGGGUCCGUGCCGUUCACGGUAAUAAGCGAGAUAUUUCCGCCGGAAACUAAGGGUGUUGCCAGCAGUAUGUCUAUUGUGGUGCACUGGAGUCUGGUGUUUGCCGUCACCAAGCUGUUUCCAACUAUGGAGGACAGGAUGGGCCAGGCCGCGACCUUCUGGACGUUCUCAUGCUUCACCGCCGCGUCCGCAGUCUUCGCGUACUUCGUAGUACCGGAAACGAAGGGCAAGACGUUACAGGAAAUACAAAGCAAGCUUAAACGAAAGCAAAAGUCGAAAACGGAGUAUCAGGUCGAACCGAUCUGAAAAUACCGACGCAUUCUGCGUUCACCUUGUCGCAUUGUUGCAACGCCGAGAUCAAGGAAUGAUCGACGGAGGUCGAAACGCUAAAGUGGCUGGCUGAUGAGGGAGAGAUAAAGAAAGAGCAAGAGAGAGAAAGAGAGAGAGAGAGAGAGAGAGAGAGAAAUGUUUUAUAUAUUUUUUUUUACAUGAUUACUUAUUUAUCGAACGUUAACCUGGUUUAUAGAGCUCCUUGUCUUUUCUACACGCAAUCAUUGUACGAUUGUAUUGAAUCUUUAAAUGUGUAAAUAGCUACUAUACAGAUAUGUAACCUGCUCAACAAUUUCGCAUACACUAUUGCUUGAAAGUGUAGCACGCAAGUUCAGUUUUUGCUGAGACAAUCUCAACUUUUUUCGUACACAAUAUGUGUAGUUAUGAUAGAAGAAAGACGGCGGUCGUGGAAUAUAUCUAGAGUAACGAAAUAUCGUCAUAUCUUGUAUACAGUUUGCAUUGAAUUCUAAGAACAGCCGUUAAAGUUACUUCAUUACAAUCUAGACAUUGUAGGACGUUACUGGUCAAUAUAAGUGUCCGUUGUGUUUUUAUAAGUCGAAUUAAAAUUUUGAAGAUAACAGAAAUUUAUACAGGUGUAUACUCUCUGAGAAGUACACUACAUGUUAAUUUUUAACGUUAGUUUAAAGACCUUGAAUGCAAACUUAUGCAAAUAAUAUUAUUGAAUUUAAUGUGUAUUAUUAUGUGCAUAUGAAUUCGUCAAAUAAAAUCGUGUUAUGUGUUAUUGUAGAAUCGGUCGUCCGCCGUGUGGAUCCCUUUUGCGACUUUACACUUAUUUUUGUAAACCUUGUAUGACGUUUAUUAUAAGUACUAGAAGCGAAGAAAUUAUUUUAAAGUUUUAUUUAAAAAAAUAUUUUAAGAUAAAAUGUUAUUAAAAAAGAACUUUUUUUUUUUAAUAAAACGUAUUUUACGAAAUGUGUGCAAAACCUUAUGGCACUUAUUUGUGUGUAAAAUCUACAAAACAUCAUUAAUGUUUUUUCAAAUAAAAGUGCCUUUCGUCACAUAA
This is a messenger RNA of Solenopsis invicta (red fire ant), 3157 nucleotides long. Its product is annotated as facilitated trehalose transporter Tret1. The transcript is spliced from 3 exons. Gene Ontology annotation, molecular function: sugar transmembrane transporter activity. The record is from RefSeq and is a predicted model, not a curated record. Gene Ontology annotation, biological process: carbohydrate transport; transmembrane transport. Gene Ontology annotation, cellular component: membrane. NCBI's taxonomy places the organism in Eukaryota, Metazoa, Arthropoda, Insecta, Hymenoptera, Formicidae. Bases 586 to 2109 code for a protein of 507 amino acids.